Molecule: messenger RNA, 546 nt
Organism: Paraglomus brasilianum
Lineage: Eukaryota; Fungi; Glomeromycota; Glomeromycetes; Paraglomerales; Paraglomeraceae
Source: the annotation of a GenBank genome assembly
AUGUCUGCAUUUGACUUUCCAUCAAUAUACAACUUCCCUCCUUUCUUUACGCAACAACCAAACGAGGCAACAUGGCAGACGCAAGCGCAGUUGUGGAUAUCGAUAAUUCUCUCAUAUUGUAGAUUUUAUAAAAUACAUAGACUAGACCUAUCGGACGCGCUUACAACAGAGCUAUUCUAUAAUAAAUCAAUCAAUCGGAGACUGAAGCUAGAAACACUACAAAGCAUUAUAAAGAUGAUGAUUAAACAAGGAUUGGCAGAAUGGGAUCCACCAAACAAGAAGACAUCAGCAUUUAUUUAUUGGAAAAAACCUGAAGAAUGGGCUACGAGUAUAUCCAAUUGGGUGUCUGAAAAUGGAUUGAAUAAUUCAAUUGUGACAUUGUAUGAAAUAGCACACGGAGAAGCAUCGGAAGGAACUGAAUUUCACGAGAUUGAUCAAGCCGUGUUACUUAAAGCAUUGGAUGUAUUGGUAAAGAAGGGAGAAGCCCAGACAUUGCAAGCAACAAAUGCAGAAGAGAUGGGAGUAAAGUUCUUCGGAACUGGGUGA